GUCGGCAGCAUUACCGCGUUGGUCAUCAAUGCAGCUGCGGGCGCUCGCUUCUCUGGGCAGUGGUUUGCUUGCCCUGCUUGGUUUUUUGGCCCACGGGCAUUCUGCAUGCGGUCCAUCAGGGCUAUAGGUGUGUGAGCUGCGGCAAGACAGCAGACCUCAGUCCUGGUUAUGUCGGGCGAGGGCCGCUGAGUGAUGAAGUGUGGCGUUGCAGGGAGUGCUGGGUGGAUUUUUAUGCCCACGGAUUGGAAGUUGCACCCAGGAAGGGCGCCAGAGUUUUUGCCUUAGGACCUUCGCACUUUGAAAGGAAAGCCUUGACGGCUGCGGGCUUCCCAUGGCAGGAAGUGGGUGAUGGGAACAUUCUGGAAUUUGGGCCAAAUGGUCAGCAGCACGUCCUGGGAGUGGCGUCAUUACCUGUUUACAAUCAGAUCACGUUGCAUCUUCUGCGGCGGGCUUAUGGUGCCUACGACCAGGUAGUUUGGUGCGUCAGUAAUUGUUUUUUUGGGAAUAAGGAUAUUGAGCGCCUUAGAUCGCUGGGCGGUAAAACUUCUCCAGAAGAACUGUUUUUGUGGUCAGACUUCUAUGCUGGGAAUGUAGACAGAAAUCUAAUCACCCCAGAAAACACGGACUUGCUUGUACGUCACUCUGCCCGCUGUAUUGAUUUUAUCUUGAGUGAAAUGCCACGGACCAAGCUUCUCUUUUGGUGCUUGGCGAAAAGGACCUUCAACAAACAGGGACGGUCCAAGCAAAUUCCUGUGCAUGGGCAGUACGAAGCAUUUAUCCAUCGAUAUCAGGAGCACAGCCUGGAUGUUCUGAAGUACCAUGGGAAAGACACAUUCGAUCAGGUUUGUUGUCAGGACCGUUCAGGCCAUCCGACUUUUUCCGGCUAUGCAACAAUAAGUCAGCUACUAGAAGAUGCGUGUGCAGAUUGAAUCUGAAUCCUGAUACAGAUUACUUGCAGCAAGAGACAAACGUGUCUUUUGCUACAGUCUUGUUCCUGCUGAAGAAGCGUUGGCUUUGUGUCCCAGCAUCCAGGGUACCCCUCAAGGCAUUCAAAAAAGAUGUUGUCCUCAGUUCCCCGUUCACUCGAUGACAAAGAUUUUCUUCCGGGAGAGUUGGGUCAGUGAUGGUCAGAGGGUGUGACCGGGCCACGUAUGGACUCUGAGUUGUGUCGACAAAGAGGCGAUACCAAUGUCAGGACUAUCAUUGUGAUUGCGGGUCAGCUGGUCUGUUUGAAAGCAAAGAUCACGCAAACUUUGAGUAGGCAAAAAAGAAUAGGACAAGGCACAGACAGGCGAGUACAGGAAAGCGUCUGCAAGGUUUUAGUCACUGCCUUCGCAGCUUUCAUUUUCCUGUUUCUGGAAAGAGCCUGGACAAAA
Messenger RNA from Cladocopium goreaui, 1376 nucleotides. The record is from the annotation of a GenBank genome assembly. NCBI's taxonomy places the organism in Eukaryota, Dinophyceae, Suessiales, Symbiodiniaceae.